AAUGUGUCCAUUUUAAAAACGUUUUUUUUCCCAAUACUAAUUGCUAAUAAAAAAGAUUUAUUACAUAUUUCAGUUGAUUCUGCUUCAAUAAAUAUUACAAGGAAGUUACCUGAAACCUGGAACAUUCGAUCUGUUCUGUAAUCAGUUUAAAUCAUACUGUGUAUACAAUGAUCACAGAGGAAUUAGAGUGACGGAACAAAAUACUGUAAUGGAUGAAGUGUAUAGCACAGAAGAGGAGACUGAAUCCGAUGAUGAGGACGAAACAUAUAGCAAAUAUGUCAAAUCUGUUGUGACGGCUGAGAAAACUUCACAUACUCAAACUUCUUUUAAAGGAGAUCACACAGAGUCAUCGACAGAGUACCACUCCGCAAGCGUUGCCUUUUAUGCCAGGGAUGCAAAAACAAAAAAAGUGUAUGGCAUAACAAAUCGUCAUAUUACCCUUCAAACAGACAAAAUUGAUAUUAAAUUGUCAAAUAAAAACAAGUUUAUCCAGUUUGGGACAUCAGUUAAAUCUUUGGAUGAUAAACUUUAGAUAUAGGAUUGAUAGAGAUUGAUUCCUCUGUAAAAGAUCAGUUAAGCAAUAAAGAAAACGUAGAUCAGCGUGUUUGUAUCCAUUCUGGUCCAUUUGAAAGCAUUUUUACUAGGGAAAUAUUUAAAUACAGACCUAGCGAUAAACUUUAUGAAGUGUGCAAAUGCGGUAAACCCAAUUAUGGAAUUUUUGUUUCUGGGUCGGAACAUGAAGAGUCAAAACCAGAAAAUGGACAAUUUCUCGUUAAAAGUGAGAAUGGUGUAUUCGCCGUAAAAGGUGAAAGUGGUACCGCCGUAGCGUUCAAAAGAAAAGAAGACAAUGUAAUAGUGUUAGUUGGAAUUAUUUGCGGUGGAUCAGGCGACAAUACUGUCUGUCUAUUUAUUCCAGCUGUUUUUCAUUUUUAUAAGAACAGGUACGACAUGAUUCUAGAGUUGUAUGAUGAGUUUCAUGGAGGUAGAUAUGAUGAUAAAACAAAAUCAAGAUCAACUAUAGCUGUUUCUAAAGCGGUCUAUAAAGCUACGGCUGCCAAAUGUAUACCUUUUGGGGUAAAAAUAUAUUUCAUUUUGUUAACGCCGGAGCAAAUUUCUCCAUUUAGUUUCGAUCUGGUGGAUCGUGCUUUAUAUUUGAUAUGCUUGACCUAUAAAACUGUAAAUGUUAAAAAUUACGAGCGCUUGAUAGAAAGAGAACAUGAUUUAUCCCUAUUGGUCAGUCAAAGGUUGAUUUUGUAUGAUAACGCCAUCUUCAAAAAUGACAGACCUGAUUAUGUUGCAGUAGAAAAUGGCAUGUUAGCAUGCGAUUAUUUGUAUGUGGGUAAGGCGACAGCAGCAGAAAACUGUCUAAAGACAGCAAUUUUGUGCGUCUUAAAGUCAGAUGAUUUAGGACUUAGGUUGUUAUGUAAGCUCAUUACAUAUAUCACGUGGUAUUGUCUUGUCAAAAAUAAUAAUACUUCUUUAGACAAUUUGAAAGUUUUGCUUGAAAAUGGCUUGGAAAGUUUUGAAUGCGACUUCAGGAGCUUAAGAGGGUUUCCUUUGGAAUCAUUAGGAUACCUGUAUUAUGUUUAUUCUAGAUAUUACAUGACAAUGUGGGAUAAAAUGCGCGGGGGAGGUCAUGACCAUAGAAACUACACAACUGAGAGAAGCUAUAGAUUUAAAGCAGUUGAAAAAGCAAAACAAUCUGUGAAGAUUUUUCAGGAAGACCAUAAGGAGAAGAAAAGUGCUGAAACACUGAGAAGGCUAAUACUUGCAAAAUGUCAGCAAGCUUAUGCCCUACUUGGCUGUGGUCAUGAUUUUAAUACGAGCGAAGAAGUAUCAAUGGGAGAAAUAACAGAAGCUGAAAAUAUGAUCAGUAGUAUGAAGUCAGAUAUGAGUGAAAUGCCUUUAGUGCAAAAUGUGAAUUAUUUGAUUGCAUUAUGUGAUGUACAAUACAGAAAGGGAAAUACCUCAAAAGCUUUAAAAACGGCCCGAAAAUGUUUGGAAAAAUCUAGAAUCAAGUCGUAUUAUGUAGUACUUUGUAGAGCUAAAUUCAGAGUUGAAAAACUGUCUAAAUUAUGAUAAAAUGUCAAAAACAAACAGUAAAUUCUCUUUUGUGUUUA
Mercenaria mercenaria is the source of this 2120-nucleotide messenger RNA. RefSeq lists its product as uncharacterized. Bases 949 to 2079 code for a protein of 376 amino acids. The transcript has 2 exons. Lineage: Eukaryota; Metazoa; Mollusca; Bivalvia; Venerida; Veneridae. The record is from RefSeq and is a predicted model, not a curated record.